AUGAAGAAAGAACCAUAUGGGAUCAGAUUAAGAGAUCGAGGAAAAGAUAGAUUAUAUAGAGCAAUUAAGAUCAAAAUUACUGCAGAAGAGGAUUUCUUUUCCAGUUUUCUUAAAUUGCCAGAGGUAGUCAAUUUUAAGCCAGAUGAUCUUUUUAUGAGAGGAAUUAAUACUGUGAAACAAGGGAAUUCUGAGCUCUUCAGGUUUAUUGGAAAAAAGAUUAUGUGGAAAGUAAUAGGUAUCAAUAAUACACAUUUAAUUCAUAAAAUUGUUGAAGAUGCUCUCUAG
Funneliformis geosporum is the source of this 285-nucleotide messenger RNA. Lineage: Eukaryota; Fungi; Glomeromycota; Glomeromycetes; Glomerales; Glomeraceae. The record is from the annotation of a GenBank genome assembly.